GAAGGGGAAAAAGGUUAUUGGGCGCAGAGGAGAGGAGAAAGAAAGGGACAAGGGCAUAAAAUUAGAGAAAAAGAAGACAAAAAUGGGAAACAUGUAGCUUCGGGGAGCUGGGCUGUGUGCAUUUUGUUUUGUUUACUGACAAUAUUCCCUGCUGAUAUAGAUGGGAUGGGGUGGGAUGAGAUGAGAUCCCUUUCUAAUUUACUACUCAAAAUUGAUAGCAAUGUAGCAUUAGCAUAUAGUCUACUGCUACUUCCAAUGACAACAUUAGUAUUUGUCUAAUGUCUGUAAUAAUUAUCCUAGUGGGGAGUUGUGACGGUGUGAUGUUGGAAUCUGGUUUCAUUGGCUGUGGAAUGGAGUCUUCAGCUGUUGCAGCGCACCAGUUCUGGUUGCUUUGUUUCUGGUAUGGUUAUUGAACUCUUUUUUACCAAUGAAGUGAUCUAUCUGUGGAAAAUAACAGGAAGGAGAAAGUAACUGAACGCCCCAAAACUGUUUACCCGCGAUGGAUUUCUUCAAAAUGAAGAAGUUUAGGAAUGCUCACAAGCCUAAUCCCAAGAAUGUCGUGCAAGAUCAGCCAGUGCCUCAUCCGGAGGAGCCCAAGGAUGAGUGUGGAGAUGCAUUGGGUAAAUCAGUCAGUGUUGAUUCAAACAAUCCUGAAGUGGAGGAUGAUGACGACGAUUUCAUCACAAAUGAGGUGAAAAGGAGGCUGAAAGAGCUGAGGAGAAACAGCUUCAUGGUGUUGAUACCUGAGGAAACUUCUCCAGCAGACGAGGAGGAAGAAGAGGAAGAGGGGGAGACCAGCUCUAGUGAAUGGAGGGAUGUUGAAGCGGAAGGGCGGCAGUUCUGGUCUGGUUUCGAUGCUGUGUAUGACAUAUACUGUGAGCGCAUGCUGUUUUUUGAUCGCUCGAGCUCUCAGCACCUGCAGGAAGUUGUUCAAAAUCUCGCAGGUUCUCAUGUUCCUUCAACUCCAUCCCCAAAAUCGGCUUCUAAAAAGCUUGCUUCUCCCCUCGCAUGCCUUUCCUUGAGAAAAUUCGAGCCACCCGAAGAGGAAACCGAGCACUUGCAGCAACCAGUUAACGACCCGUAUCAGGAUCUAGAAACUGCGUAUGUAGCUCAAGUAUGCUUGACUUGGGAGGCGCUUCACUGCCAAUACACACAGCUGAGUCAGAAAAUAUCUUCCCAACCCGAUAGCCCCACCUCUUACAACCAGAGCGCGCAGCAGUUUCAACAGUUCCAGGUCUUAUUGCAGAGAUUCAUUGAAAACGAGCCGUUUGAACAUGGGUCAAGGCCAGAAAUCUUUGCUCGAACGAGAAAGUCCUUGCCCAAACUACUCCAGGUUCCAAAGAUCCAAGCGUCUGACGAGAGAUCCACAGAUGAAGAGGCAUCGGAUCUUAAGGUUCACGCGACAGAUGUCCUGAGAGUAAUCGAGACCUCUAUCUUGAGUUUUCGCCAUUUUGUCAAGACGGACAAGAAAAAAUCUGGUGGCGUGCGCAGUAUAUUUGGAAGCCAGAACCAGAUGGCUACACCUGUUCAACAGGUUCAAUCUUCUCUUGAGAAGAAAGCAAUGAAACUGAAGGAGCUGUGGAAGAGGAGCAAGAGCUAUAAGAAGAAAUCGUGGCCGAGUACAGCAGAAGAUGUGGAGAUGCUGCUAGGACUCAUCGAUGUCAAAGUGCUGUCGAGGGUGCUACGAAUGAUCAGAAUUAGCAAAGAGCAGCUGUUUUGGUGUGAGGAGAAGAUGAAGAAACUGGGUUUACCUGAUGGCAAGCUGCAGAGAGAUCCAUCACCCAUCCUUUUCCCUUGUUAGCUUCUUCCUAGAUUAUUACAACUCAGAGAAGAAAUAUGUUUUUGGCUUAUUGCACUCAUGUCUGCAAAAGAUACUUGUUUUCUUCUACAUAUGAGAAGCAUUUAUCUUUUAA
Messenger RNA from Salvia miltiorrhiza (redroot sage), 1913 nucleotides. RefSeq lists its product as uncharacterized. NCBI's taxonomy places the organism in Eukaryota, Viridiplantae, Streptophyta, Magnoliopsida, Lamiales, Lamiaceae. The record is from RefSeq and is a predicted model, not a curated record. The transcript has 6 exons. The coding region runs from base 500 to 1801 and encodes 433 amino acids.